AUGGCACGAAGAAGAGCUCUUACAGAAGCAGAAUUGGCCUUCGAAGCGGAAAAUUUGACUGAUUUUGAUGCUUCAGAUUUCUCCGAUGACUCCAUUGCAGACCCUACUUUCUCCCAAAAUCAAAGCUCCAGUUCUAGUGGAGAUGAAGGAGAUAAAGAAGUUAAAUCAUCGGAUGUUGAGAACGAGGACGAAGCUGCUGAAGUUGUUCCUUUAGCUGAUAUUUUACCAGAGAGGAGGUGGGAACCUGUGGCAGGAGACAGAAAGACAUUUCCUUUUUCUGCUGUCCAGACAGGCGUUCCUGCAGAUCUUAUACAGAAACUUCAUGGAGCAUCUCCUGUAGUAUAUUUUGUGCAUUUCAUAGACGAUGAUGUAAUAUCGGUGUUGGUAGAAGAAACUAAUAGAUAUGCUGCACAGAAAAAUGCAACAGGAGCUGGAACUCCCAGACUCAAUAAAUGGACUAACACUGAUCCUGCAGAGAUGCGAAAAUUUCUAGGCAUCGUCAUUUGGAUGGGACUAAUGCAUUUGCCUAAACUAAGAGACUACUGGUGCACGAAAAGAAUGUAUGAAAACGGAAUUCGAAAAGUAAUGAGCUGCAAUAGAUUUGAGUUGUUGCUGAUGAUGUUUCAUUUAUCAAAUAAUGAGGAACUCAUAAACCCAGAAGACAGGCUUCACAAAAUUUCAAAAUUUUUGAAUAUGCUCGAAAAAAAUUUCAAGGAAUCCUAUUAUCCCGAAGAAGAAGUGUGUAUUGACGAAAGCAACGUCCCAUUUCGGGGACGUAUAUACUUUCGACAAUAUCUUCCUAACAAAAGAUACAAAUACGGCAUAAAAGUUUUCAAACUUUGUGUCAAUGGAGGAUACACUUGGUCGUUCAAAGUCUACACAGGAAAAGAGCGAGUACAAGAAAUAUCUGUUUCCGAGAAAAUUGUGAAAGAACUAAUGAAUGGACUACUGGAUACAGGUAGAACUCUGUAUACAGACAAUUGGUAUACAAGCGUCUCGCUUUCUGAAAACCUAAUCCAGCGGCAAACACAUCUGGUCGGAACCCUAAGAUCUAAUAGAAAAAAUAAUCCCCCAGAUGUGGUGAAAGCAAAAUUGAGAAGAGGUGAAGUCGUAGCCCAACAAAAUCAAAAUAAAACCGUAGUCUGCAAAUGGAAAGACAAACGCGAUGUUUUGAUGCUGUCUACCAAACAUGAUGACUCCAUGGUUACAGUACAUCGAAGGGGACAAGAUGUUCAUAAACCUACAAUGGUGGUUGAAUAUAACAAAGGGAAGGCUUUUGUUGACCACUCCGACCAGAUGGCAGCAUAUGCACCAUAUGUGAGAAGAACUGUCAAGUGGUAUAAAAGACUAGUUUUUCAUUUUAUCACAUCGACCGNAAGGUCAUAA
Molecule: messenger RNA, 1386 nt
Organism: Onthophagus taurus
Lineage: Eukaryota; Metazoa; Arthropoda; Insecta; Coleoptera; Scarabaeidae
Source: RefSeq, a predicted model, not a curated record